This is a messenger RNA of Sphaeroforma arctica JP610, 1387 nucleotides long. RefSeq lists its product as hypothetical. The transcript is spliced from 7 exons. NCBI's taxonomy places the organism in Eukaryota, Ichthyosporea, Ichthyophonida. The coding region runs from base 546 to 914 and encodes 122 amino acids. The record is from RefSeq and is a predicted model, not a curated record.
CUCUGAUACGCUUUUUUAUUGUCCAAUCUAUAAUCUUUACUUCACAAUAAAAUAUUUUAGAGGGCUAUGCUACUCGGUACGUAAUUAUGCAUAACCUACACCCGAUACAUACGUCACUCGUACGCUUGUAGUUGGUAUUCGAAUAGUGGCACAAUAACACACAUACAUACCCAUAGACACACAUAGACGAGAGAGAAACAAUGAGUCAAACUGAACGCGACAACUUGCUCACAACUGAGGACGCUGAUGUUGACUGUCCUGAUGGCGCCUGAGGCUUCACACCUGGCCAGCGCUCCAGUAACACUACUUACGGAGCUGUUGCACCUACCUCUAGUGACGGUGGGUCUGGCCAGGUGGGCAUUGAGGAUGAAGAAGAAGACCCGGCGGGAGUGUGGUCAGCAGUCUUUGCUAUUGCAGUAUCUUUGCCCGCGUUAGUGGGUUCCUGAUGCUGGCCCUUGCUCUUAGCGGGAAUCUUAGGUUUCGCAGCCUCUGAAACCGCUAAGGCAUUCUCCCAUACUGUCAGCUGGGGUGUAACGCUGACCAUCAUGUCUAAUAUCUCACAAUACGUCUGGUGGAAGUGCGCCAAUCAAAGAAAGGGCACUCAUAUGAAUCGGUUCGGUCCGUUCUAUCUCACACUGAUGGCUGUGCCGCUGGUGAUGGCUGACCUCACUCGACACAUCCUACAAGAUUCGGGCUACUGGCCGUCCCCCGGCAGUAGCAUGUACAGAUCCGGCUGUACGUCACAUUGGCAUAUCUUAUGUCUGUCCAAGGUCGGGUUCUGGUUCACAAUAGUAUUCACGUACAGCGGGUUUGCCUUGCUGGUGGUGGGUACUGUAUGGGCCUCGAAUGUUGUACCCAAGAUCCGAAAAGCUUGGAGACGCAUCCGGCGCAAUAGAAAUAACUCCUCGGCAUAAGCUUACUACUGCGGCCGGCCACAACACGCGAAACACGGAUGUACUGUUGUGUACACGACGACGACGCGGAAUCCUACGUUGUAUUAUUUCGCUUUGAAUCCAUAUUGACUGCUACGCUGGUAGUGGUCAAAGGGCUUUCAAGGCUGAAAUUAUAUGGUGUUAGUAUUUAUUUUAUCUAAAAUACCCUAGAAUUUAUCGAAUACAAAGCGGUAUCUUCUCUUUUGAUGCAAGCUUUUUCGCCGUUCCUUCAUUAUCCACACUAUGAGAACUACGCACAGCAAAUACGCAGGUGGAUAUCAUCGGCACUGUGCUAGUUUGACAAUUUGAGCAAUAAUGUCAUCAUGUAUGUAUGUGAUGAUGCUCGGUCUAGUAUGCGACGGACUUCGCAGUGGUUUAAUAGAGAAGGCGAAAACUUUGAAUCAUUUGAGGAUUGCAAUGGUAUUAAAAUAAAGGAAUGAUUAUACGAAGGCUGA